GCCCGGGGUGAAAAGGGGGCUCGCUGGGGAAGAGGAAGCUGGGCCACGAAGGGCAAUGUGCAAGGAGCCCAGCACGAGGGGCACAGAGUAUACGACCAGUGAGGUUGACCAUUGGGCCGCUGACAGAGGGAAUACAGCCUGCAGAAUGGGUGGGGCUCUCUGGGUAAGGAGUUUACCGGUGGAUUUGCUGGAAAGAGAUGCGGUCGCUGCAGUGUCAAAGCAAAGGAGCAUCACAGGCUGGAGACAGGGAGUCCAAAUAAAAUAUCCUCAGAAUGAUCGUUCCGCGGGACGUUUCCAAAGCACCUGAGGUUCGGUUCUUGUCUGGGAUGUCAAGAGUUUCACAAAAUCUUGAUCAAUACCUGGGAAAUAUCUUUGAUGAAGGUGAAGGGAAAGAGGCUUCCAUUCACUCAAUAUGGCAGAAAUAUCAGGCUGGACCUAGUGCCUUUUCUGUUUAUGCCCUCCGUCUGGGGCCUGGGGAAGACAUUGUCACCUCUUUGUUACAAUUUGUAGAAGAUAAGAAGCUAAAAGCUCCAUUUGUCAUGACUUGUGUGGGAAGCAUCACCAAAGCAACGCUGAGACUGGCCAACGCCACUGCUUCGAAUACUAAUCAGAUUAUUCAUCUAAAUGAGAGGUUUGAAAUCGUCUCCUUGGUGGGAACCCUGAACAAAGCACCUCAUCUCCACAUCUGCCUGUCUGAUAAGGAUGGGAAGACUGUCGGAGGGCACGUUAUAAGUGACUUGGAAGUCUUCACUACAGCUGAGAUAGUGAUCGGCGAAUGCACGGGCCUGCAGUUCACCCGGGAGAUGGAUGAUCGCACAGGUUUCCCAGAACUUGUCAUUAGUUCUCGCUCUGAAAAGUAUGCAUCGUGGACCAUGUCACCCGAAUUGUAAAUGCUCCAAAGAGAAAAUAACUUGCUUUGGGACUGGGGUGUCAUCAUCGAAAGUGUGCAGUUGUGUUUUGGUGUCAACAAUAAAGAUGUUCUUUUCUCGGCA
Messenger RNA from Mauremys reevesii (Reeves's turtle), 992 nucleotides. RefSeq names its product bifunctional protein GlmU-like. The transcript has 6 exons. The record is from RefSeq and is a predicted model, not a curated record. Lineage: Eukaryota; Metazoa; Chordata; Testudines; Geoemydidae. Bases 273 to 890 code for a protein of 205 amino acids.